GCAACGAUGAGAUGCGCGCGAUGAGCUCGUUGACAACAAUCUCGCAAACUGAUCUGUACAAGCCACUAGCAAAGACAGAGAAACAUAAUAUUGCACUGGAAGGGGGAAUGACAUUUUUAACAUGAAGACCUGAAAAAAAUAAACCAUGUCGAGGAAAAAGGCGACCAAAGGGAAGGGACCUACUGCUUCUCCAAGCAACGGCAAAGAGGAGAAGAGAAGGAAAAGCAGUGCAGGAGCAGCGAUUCAGUCUAAUGGAGUUCUUCUCCCAAGCCGACCAUCUCUAAGCAAUAGUGGAGAAUUUUAUGAUAUAUCAUUUAAGGUGAUGCUGGUUGGAGACUCUGGGGUUGGAAAGACUUGCCUGCUUGUUCGUUUCAAAGAUGGGGCAUUCCUUGCUGGAAGCUUCAUUUCAACUGUUGGCAUUGACUUUAGGAAUAAAGUGCUGAACAUCGAUGGAGUGAAGGUUAAACUACAGAUCUGGGACACAGCCGGGCAAGAAAGGUUCAGAAGUGUGACACAUGCCUACUACCGAGACGCUCACGCUCUCCUUUUGUUGUAUGAUGUGACAAACAAAGCAUCAUUUGACAAUAUUCAGGCCUGGCUCACAGAAAUCCAUGAGUUUGCCAAGGAAGAUGUGGUACUUAUACUACUGGGUAACAAGGCUGAUGCCACACAUGAGAGAGUUGUAAAGAGAGAGGAAGGUGAAAAGCUGGCCAAGGAGUUUGGGGUUCCCUUCAUUGAAACCAGUGCAAAAUCUGGCCUAAAUGUGGAACUGGCCUUUACUGCUGUGGCAAAAGAGUUGAAGCACAGAGAGAUGAAGGAGCCAUGUAAUCCAAAGUUCCAGCUGCAGGAAUACGUUAACAAGGAGAUGAAGGGAGCUGGCUGCUGUCACUCCUAAAAUGUGUUUGUGUGUGUGUGUUUGUGUGUGUUUGUGUGUGUGUGUGUGUGUGUGUGUGUGUGUGUGUGUGUGUGUGUGUGUGUGUGUGCGCGCGCAGUACGUCACACCCCGGCUUCUCUACUGCUCACAGACCUUACAUAAAUUAGUUGUCUGUUACUGAGGUCUGGUCUACUACAAUCUUCAGAGUAACUAAAUUGCUUUGCAAGUUCCACAGUUCACUGUAGUAAAAUCAGUUAAACUAAAUAGCACAUUACACAACAGAGCUAGAUGACAUUAUGUAAUCUUCUAAGCAUAACCACAUUACUUACAAGUUAAAUUAUUGCCGCCUUCUACAUUUCCUUUUUUGUGCAGCAGUGAAUGUAUUUCCUACACAUUCUUUGUUCAACUAUUAAACACACACACAGUCUUACCCUGCUACCUUACAUCUUCACAUCUAUUUUUAUGAUCUCAUCGUUUGUGUGAGAUCGCAUCUGUGCUUUUUGUUGUCAGUUUUGGCAACAAAAAAUUGUUAAUGUAUGUAUUGUACAUAGUUCAAACCAAAAUCUAUUGCAUUUGAAGUUUGCAUUAAAUGUAAAUUGGUGGUUUGUUAAUGUUAUGUCCUGUAACCCUAAAACAGAUUAGUAAAAUGUAGUCGCAUUAUUUACUGUUAAAAAUGGCUAAAUGUAACUUUAUGUAAUGGUACUUUGUUAUGUAAUGUAAAAUGUGUUGUACAGAAAAUGUAAGUAUUUUAAUUAGUACCUUACGGAGUACUUUUCCUAUAUUUUACUAGGCGCUGCUGCUUCAUUAUUCAAAUGUGUACCAAUUUUGCUUGGAAAGACUUUGGGAAAGAAAACAAUAUUAGCACUUUUUUGGAGGGAAGUUUAAGUUAAAAUGUUUUAUUUAACACUUAACCCUUAAAAAAACAACUAAGAUCUAUAUGAUGCCUGAUUUAUGCAUACAGGAAUCUUUGAUUAUCCUUGCCUUUUCACAGUAUUUUCACAGUAUUUUCAAACUUCAGUGAUUAAAAAAUCCCUGUUUGGGGUUGUUUUGACCCUAGUUAACCAUUGCAGUCCAUAAAGGAAUAACUAAAUGGUUAUUCCAUUUUUUGUUGUAUUUGUGGGUUCCAGCACAGCAAAAUUGAAAUGGUGUUGAUUAAAGCAGAAAUGCAAGGAUUCACAGCAGUUUAAAUACACGGCCCUCCAUAAACCGCUGGACGGCUGCCCACUCUAUUUUUGGCCAGUCAUUAGUUCAUGCUGGCUCCACCAGCAUGGUCAGAGAGUUCUUUGCAAUGAAGCAGAACUGUUGAAAAGCUCAAAAACAACAGGCCAGGUUUCAGUUUGCUGUUUAAAAAAACGACUACAAAAUGGUCACUGUUCAUUUUCUUGCAGACUGCUCUGUUAUGCUAUACAGUAUCUUCCAAAAUUAUCAGUGUCCUCACCAACUAUGAGCAAAAAAAGUUUUUUUUUCUCAGAUUUAUAUUGCACUGCAAAUUUGAGAGACAUCUUACCCUUCAGAAAGAUAUCAUUAUUUAAAGUAGAAAAUAUAGUCCUUCCCUCCAAACAUUUCAGAGUCCUUAUUGCUAGCUUAUGGACUUCAGUGUUCAGCUCCCCACAGAGGACUUCAGCAGGGCUUACAUCAGGCCUGGGACUUCACUUCUCAAGUUUGGGUUCUGUGGCCAGUGUACCAUUUCUUGUGUGGGUUUACACCCAUAGCCUUCCUGACUGAGGCAGCCAGAUUUUAGUUGAUAUGAGUGUCCAAUGACAGAGGCAUAGAGGCCUGUUACAACAUUGUAAUUCAGUCACAGAUCCACCACACUUUCAGGGGAUUACAGAGAAUUCAUGUCAAUAUGACCUUGAGGUUAAAGGCACCUUCUCUGAUUUGCCUCAUCUGACUAGAACUCAAGUCCAAUCAAAGGUACAGUGAUGUUUCUGAAAGUCCUGAUGCCUUGUUUGAGGUCUGAGGAUAGCAGAAGCUUUCUGGUAAGCCUCCCAAGGAAUAUGUUGGCAUAGAGGUGGUUAUCUAAUUGCAGCUUUUGGGGAUCUCUUGAGGCCACCAUGCAGCCGACUCCUGCAGCUGUCCAACAGUGAUACAUGGAGAAAUUUUCACCUCUCGAACCAUUCUCAUUUGGAUUUCCCCCAUGUGCUUGAUGUGCGUGUCUCUCAUUAUCAAUAUUCUGGUGAAACAAGAAGUCAUUGAUAACAAAGGGUUCUUCACAGGUAAAAACAUUUGAAGAAUGUAUAAUGCAUCUUAUAAUUUGACCGUGCAAAUUUGGUGCCAGUAAGUGACAUAAUUGAGUCUCAAGUAUUGAUUGAUUUAUUUUUUUUAAUAAGACCAUUUAUGUCCUAGAAAAAUGUUUGGUUCAAUUUCUUAUAUUUUCAGUGUAUGGUUGAGAUGAUGAACAGCAGAGAUCUUUUUCUUUAGUUUUUGUUCAUGUAUACAAAGAAUGCCAGUCAUUCUUUAGAAAAUGUAUUUAACAAGUUGUCAAAUAUAGAAAAUGUACACAAUUUUAGUAAAGGUAAGUUUAACAUGUUAAAAUGUAUGUAUGUUAACCUCCUUAAAAAAUUGUUUUUCAAGGUUUUUACAAGCCUUGUACAGUAUUCACAAUAAAGAUACA
Molecule: messenger RNA, 3488 nt
Organism: Electrophorus electricus (electric eel)
Lineage: Eukaryota; Metazoa; Chordata; Actinopteri; Gymnotiformes; Gymnotidae
Gene: rab26
Product: RAB26, member RAS oncogene family
Molecular function (GO): GTPase activity; GTP binding
Source: RefSeq, a predicted model, not a curated record